Molecule: messenger RNA, 1914 nt
Organism: Moneuplotes crassus
Lineage: Eukaryota; Ciliophora; Spirotrichea; Euplotida; Euplotidae
Source: the annotation of a GenBank genome assembly
AUGAGCGACAUUGAUGAUGGCCAAUCUUUGGUCAAUGAACACCAGAAUUCCCUAAAGCCUAGCAGAAGCCACAAGUUUCCGAAUAUUCUUCUUGAUCUAGCCCACUUGAAUAUAAAGAAUAAGAUUACUGAAAAGGAGAAAAAGAAGAAAGAGAAGAAGAUCAAAGAGAAGAAAAAGAAGAGCAGAUGAAAUUGUAGCCACUUUUACAACUCUUCUUCAAUCAAAGUUCAAAUAUUUAUUUGUACAUCUAUUUCUUUAUUCUUUGUGAUCUUAUUUUUGUUCUUCAUUAUCUCCAUAAACCUCAUCGUCAUGAGAUCGAAUGCUAAAAAUCAAAUCGACAAAUCUAUUAAUAAGGAGUAUCACGAAGGCUUAGUUUUUCACAGAGAAAUAGCUUCACAUUUAAAUAUGAACAAAAAUAUUUCUGAAUACAUUAUUGAUAGAGGUAGAGACCUUUUAACAGGAAUCCUUGAAGCAGAGGAGAGUGCAGGUACUACUGCACCGACAGAUUACCCACUAAACUGGAAAGAAUUUUCUACUCUUCCUACACCAACACAAACUACAUUGACUCAGAGUUCUGACUUUAGUAACCUUGGAAUAAAUACUGAGCAAAUGACUCAUAUUGUUCCCAGUGGCGCUACCUCAGUAAGUGAUAACAUUUUGAAGAAAGUUAAUGCACUUAACUCAGUAUGGAAGCAGAUUAAUAAGAUCAGAGUAGGAGGAAGUGAAGAGGGAGUUGAAAUCACUCGGACCUUUAUCAUGCUCGAAAGUAGUCCCUCAACCACUACACAGAUUUUGGCAACUGUUCCAGGGCAAAAUUUCACUUCAAAAAUCACUUCUUCCCAGUACAGUGGUUAUAGUUGGUAUCAAGAAGCUAUUAGUGACAAUUCUAAACUUGUAAAUAUUCCAAUGCAAGAGAACCCAUUCAAUGGAGGCAUUAAGAUCGCACUUGGAUAUAUAAAAGGGUUUACAGCUGGAAGCCUGAAAGGUGCAUUUGGAGUUCAUUAUAACGUCAGCUCAAUCAAAGACUUAUUGGAUCCUCAUGUAUCAACAACUAAUUCUAAAGUUGGGUAUUAUGUUUGGAUUAAUGAUGAUAAUUCAAACAUAUCUGCAGACCCUUAUAAUCUUCUCGGAAAUCACUCAUAUCUCAAAGAAAGUGCUUUUAGCUAUAGCGCUUUAGAUACAGAACUAGAGAUUCUUUAUGAUGUAAUCCAAGGCUCUGAAGAAAAUACAUAUAAACUUCGAAAAGUCAAGCAAAAGAGUAACUCUGGAGCUAUCUAUAAGCUCGGGGUUUAUAAAGAAGGUAUUUUUGAAAUCAUGGUUGUUGUCAGUCCUUCAAGCAUCGACGAUUUUAGUAAUGAGCUGAAUAAUAAAAUCGAUGACAAAUUUGAAGCUUUGCUUGUAAUUAGCUUUACAAUCAUUCUUUUGGUGUCAACACUGUUAGGGAUUUGAGUAUGCAUCUACACAUAUAAGACCAUCCGUCCUGUCAAAGAACUGGGAAAACUCACAGAAGACAUUAAGAGCAAGUAUAAAUUAGAAGAGAUUAGGACAGCAGUCAAUAAAAUGAAUCUAUUCAGAACAAAACAAGAUGUAUAUAAAGAUGAAAUAGACACUUUGACCUCUCUUUAUUACGAGUUUUUCACUGAUGAGAAAAUUGGAGGAGUAAGCAAGGGCUUUAAGACAAUAAUUUCAUCUGAUGAAAAUUAUACCAAAAAUCCUUACUACAAAAGUGAUAGUGACGACCAAAAAGACUUUAAUAUUCUCGAGGAUGACGCAACUAUUUUUAGCAAGAAUAAAACCCCAAGAGAAAACGAAGAAACUAAAGAUUUAGCAGUGCAAAGUUCAGUGGAGAAAAGUGUUUCAGAAUCAGAAGAUCAAUAAUAGAUGGCAUAUACUUACUUUUAUUCAAGUUUCAAC